AGAGAACUUUGCAUCAAUUAAUCGAUGUUUUGUGAACACCAAGCGUGUUGUUGCAGAGCGAGACUUCGAUAUUUUCCAAAUACACUCCAAACACGUUUAUGGCUAUUUGUGAACGUAUCUGGUGAUAAUGAUUUAACUCAAACGACUUUAAAAACUUUUAUCCGAAAAAAAGGUUGAAAGUUGGUUGGACUGAAUGUAUAUCUGGCAAGUUUCCGCGAUUUCAAUCCCAUUAUGAAGAUAUUAGCUUUUUUUCUAGUUUUCCUGGCUACAUCCUGCAUGGCCGAUCUAGACAAGAAAUUCAUGUGGAAAUUUAGACAAAGAGACGACAAUUUAUGUGGAGGAAGCGAUCAGAACUGCAGAGAAUGUCUACAGCAAAGAUCAUGCAGCUGGUGCGCUGUGGAUGAUGAUUCUUAUUGCAUUCCAAGCGCCCUUUGUCCAAGWAGUCUUCAGCAUUCAUCAUGUCCAGACGACACAAACUUAGAAUCCCAACUUCAAAAUUUACCCCAAGAAAAGCAAGUGAUCUUAGAUGUGCCUCAAGUGACUUUGAGCGCCAGUUACCUCUGUAAUUUGAAAAGAAAUUGUACAACGUGCACAAGACUUGGCUAUUGCGCAUGGUGUAAUGUUAAAAAUACCUGUGUCCCGUAUUUUGGAUCCAACACGACGAUUUUAUGUGGAAGCGAAUCAUGGUCUAGAGAUAAAUGCCUCAGUGGAAAAGAAGCUCUAAGCGCCAAGCCCUGUUCUCUACGGAAAUCAGGAUGCAAGGAAUGYGURGCUGAUGAGAGUUGCUACUGGUGUGACGCACCCAAAUCCUGCCGAYAUUACGAAGGGGGUGGGGUUAAACCCGCUAACUGCACCCCAGGUAACUGGUAUUACAAGGACUGCUCUAAUCCAAAGGCUAUUAUAGUACUGCUUCCRAUCCUCGUGAUYAUGGCUACCCCUAUCAUCGCCUAUCUUGUAAUGUACUGUGUCUUGUGUAUUAUGAAAAGUGCGGGGUAUAACGUYGGAAACUCUUCCGAGACGAGCGAUGACGAAGAYAAAGUCCGAAAGCCGAUUAUGUUACGACACGACUCGCCCGGAAGUAAGACUGACGAACUGAGAAAAAAGUACGAUCUUCAUAAAAAGCCAUAAAAGUAUAAAACAAACUCUAAUUCACUUGCUGCUAUUAAUUUUUUUACGAAAACAUAUUGUUAAAAAGCAUCCAUUGCGUGAAUAAGUUUUGAAUUAUGAUUAUUGAGAUAAUUUCAGUUUAUUCCUACUUUUUAGAGGGUUUCAAGCAAGAGAAAUCUAGAUAAAAYCGAGUUGUUAUGGUUUGAAUGUUUUCACUUGAAUGCAAUUUUUCAAAUUGACUCUACAAAAUUAGCAUUGAGUACAAACGAUAGGCACUGAAACAUCGCAUGGAUUUACAUAUAGGCCUCUACCAUGACAUCUCCAUUAACCCAAGGUUUGGUAAAUGAAUAUUAAAAAAAUCUUGAAAUAUAUUAUAACACCAAGUGUAAUGAUCCUAAAGUAGACAGUUUAUUCAGCUUAUUUGAAUAAAACCUAUAUAUAUAUAUGUACUAGCA
Exaiptasia diaphana is the source of this 1562-nucleotide messenger RNA. RefSeq lists its product as uncharacterized. NCBI's taxonomy places the organism in Eukaryota, Metazoa, Cnidaria, Anthozoa, Actiniaria, Aiptasiidae. Gene Ontology annotation, biological process: protein import into nucleus. The record is from RefSeq and is a predicted model, not a curated record. Gene Ontology annotation, cellular component: nucleus; cytoplasm. Bases 232 to 1128 code for a protein of 298 amino acids. The transcript has 2 exons.